Messenger RNA from Drechmeria coniospora, 2745 nucleotides. RefSeq lists its product as uncharacterized. The record is from RefSeq and is a predicted model, not a curated record. Lineage: Eukaryota; Fungi; Ascomycota; Sordariomycetes; Hypocreales; Ophiocordycipitaceae. The coding region runs from base 1 to 2745 and encodes 914 amino acids. The transcript has 5 exons.
AUGAGGUCCAUUUGCGGAUUGAACGAAUUUUACAUAUCCUGUAACCCUCCAUUGCUCCCGGCAGGUGUCAAUUAUGUCGUGGAGAAGACAAAAAUGGAAUACCCGAAUGAUCAAAUCAGGCCAGGUCAUGGAAGCACCUCUGAAGAAGAUGUCAAAAUCAUGGGCGAUUCGCCAAGAGUCCUACCUUGGACGAGACUUGAGAACGGCACCGACGUCGACGAUGGGCGAUAUGAUACCCAUCGAUUUCCUGCAAACAUGGCGAAUUUUCGCCACAGAGCGGUCUGGCGAGGGCUGGAGUCGCUGAACGGAUGGACCGUGAAUAACUUCCUGAAUCAGCUCAAGAGUAUCUGGGAGGCUUCCGGAGCACCAACCACCAUCAAGGAACUCGAGAUCCGGUUGGAUUGCAAGCUUUCGCACAACUUGGCCUCCAACUUAAUGUAUGUGGCCACAAGUUCUGGCGAAGAGACUCUUCGCAAGGCAAUCCAGACGUUGGGGAACUUCAUUCGUAUCUUGUGUACCGGGGGUUUCGAAACAAACCAUAUGAUCUUGGCUGGAUCUGGUUCAUUCAACUUCGCGUUCCGUUGGCUAUCCCACGUUGGUCAAGAGCGUUCAACCUACGUUUCGACGGAGUCAGAACACAUAGCAGACGAGUACAACCGCCUCCAGAUGGCGGUGACGUUGAGAACGGAGCGCCUAGAUGGAAAAAAUAAUGAUUACAUCUCCGGCAAAACACGUCAUCCCUUCAAGGGCGGACUUAAAAUAGGCGCAACAAAAGUCUUUGGUCCAUUCGACGGGUUUGAAUAUCGGAAGAAGAAUGCAACAGCGGCCUUCAAGCAGACUACAGAAUAUCCUCCAGGCGCCAAAAAGCCACCAAAGCAUGAGAAUCCCCCGGUUGAGAAUUCCACGGUAGAGAAUUCCACGGUAAAGAAUGCCCCGGUAGAGGGCUCCGAGUCUAUUCGUGGGGCACCUCUCGCAAGAAGCUCUUUGCAGGAGCGUUACGUCGAAACCUGGAGAGCUGACGUGGAACGCGCCAACGCCGAGUACGUUGGUGAAGAAUGGAAAACUAGAUCAUUCCAGCAGGGGCAGGCGGAUUUUGACGAGCAUGGCAACAGAAAACAAGGAAGUGCUAACUAUAUCAUGGCCGACUUUUACCGAACGAUGGUAUCUGCCUCGAAACCACGGGAGGUGAUUCACGAGCUCAACGAUUUCGAGGAUCUCAUAUGCUUUGACCGUGAUACUGAAACCGGACCUAAUUGCCUUCCUCUCGCCGAGAAACCGAUGGAGGAUUUAAUCGAUCUUGAAGAAGUCGUGGUACAGCCCGCAAAACAGCAAUCGAUUGACCUCUUGUCCACAUGGGAACCGUACCCGACCAUUCUUGACACAGGAAUUUCACAGACAUUGCAGGCUCCCUUGAGCGCGACUGUUAAGCCAGGUGCUCAGAUGGAUGGCUUCAAUAGAUGCAACGGCGUUAAGGAUGAACCGGCCUGCUUCGGAAGAUGGAACGACGACGAGCUAAAGAUACUUCGCGAGACGAUGAAGCAACGGGCGGGACGAAGAAUUGGCAAUUGGAGCACAUCGCGCUCAUCGUUCGCUAUGCCGGCCGUCGAAACACAAACCUCUCCACAGGGUCAGUCUAACAGGAAAAAUGCAUCGGAACAUGAUUCAAUGUCGAGGUCGAGCAGAGACAUGCCAAUACGUCCAAGAGAUGGCCCGGGAGUUCAGCGGAAGAUCUCGGCCGGAGAACAAAUCUCGGACGUGACGCUGAUGAAGAAGAAGGCAAACUUGCACGAGGCAAAGGCGCGCGUCAAGGACAUGGCUAAAAUACUGCCAUUCUUACCAGGACGCGUAUCCAUCGGCGUUAAAUUUGGCCGGAUAUACGUCAAGGAUGUCAGCCACUCUCAGGUCGACGUCGGUACAGGCCCCAACUUUACGAUGGAUGAAAUGCUCAUGAUGCUCUACCAGCAGGAGCAUCAACUUGGGUUUUCUACGACGCUGUCGACAUGCGGACCAGACAUGGAUGCCUUUGUUCGACAACAGCCCCGGGGGGAGCCAAGUUGGCUUUUCUCCUCUCCCUCCACUCGGGUCUCGUACGAAUUUACGUGCUAUUCUGGAGUAGGGGAUGCAUUUGUAGUGGAGGUUGACGCAAUGACGUUUGACUACGCCUUCAUCUCACGAUCGACCUGCCUCGACAGCUCGCCAACACACGCGGCCAUCGGAAAGGCGUUGGUGGCGUCGGUUUCCGUGACGUCGAAGACCGAUAUCGGAAUCAUUGUCGAGACGACGACAGAUGAGCGGCUGGGGGCAACCGUCUGCGCCGUCCGCGUCCUUCACGUGGCGGAGUACCGUCAGGGUGUGAAAGGCGGAAGCGUUCUAUCGGUAACGAUGGUAAAGAGACUAUCCCCGCGAAAGCGGCAAGAAAAGCGGAUGCAGUGGUCGCUCGACCUGAGCGGCCAUCGAGGCUAUCCUCCCAUAUUCUACGAGGCCUCGAUCUCGUCGGUGCGCGCCAAAGCGAUUCUCGAGGAAAAUGUCGACCUGAAGUUCGGGGACAGUGCUUCCUGGGCCCUUGAACAUCUCGUAGGAGAUGAUAUUUUGGAGGAUAUUUGCCGACCGGCACUGGGGAUGAUGUCGGGAAUGGAUGAUAUUGGCCUCAAUAACGAUAACGGCCAUAGAUUAGACGGUCGGCGCACAUUCAACGACACGGUUGCGGAACAAGAGGAGCGGAAAGGGAAGACAAAGUUUUGGUGA